This is a messenger RNA of Propithecus coquereli (Coquerel's sifaka), 2461 nucleotides long. RefSeq names its product septin 3 (gene SEPTIN3). The transcript has 11 exons. The record is from RefSeq and is a predicted model, not a curated record. The coding region runs from base 140 to 1216 and encodes 358 amino acids. NCBI's taxonomy places the organism in Eukaryota, Metazoa, Chordata, Mammalia, Primates, Indriidae. Gene Ontology annotation, molecular function: molecular adaptor activity; GTP binding; GTPase activity. Gene Ontology annotation, biological process: cytoskeleton-dependent cytokinesis. Gene Ontology annotation, cellular component: neuron projection; cell division site; microtubule cytoskeleton.
GGGCGGGUGGGCGGAGAGCGCCGAGGGGUGAGGCCCUGCUGCAGGGGCCGCUCGGCCCAGGGGGAGCCCGCGCCCCGCUCAGCCUUGCAACCCCGCGCCCUGAGCAUCUUCCCGGAGGAAGGGAGACAAAGGAGGAUUCAUGUCCAAAGGGUUCCCAGAGACCAGGACGGACGCAGCCAUGUCAGAGCUGGUGCCUGAGCCCAGGCCUAAGCCGGCAGUGCCCAUGAAGCCCGUCAGCAUCAACUCCAACUUGCUGGGCUACAUCGGCAUCGACACCAUCAUCGAGCAGAUGCGCAAGAAGACCAUGAAGACCGGUUUCGACUUCAACAUCAUGGUCGUUGGCCAGAGUGGACUGGGCAAGUCAACACUGGUCAACACACUCUUCAAAUCCCAAGUGAGCCGCAAGGCCUCCAGCUGGAACCGGGAGGAGAAGAUUCCCAAGACGGUGGAGAUCAAAGCUAUUGGGCAUGUGAUAGAGGAAGGCGGUGUCAAAAUGAAGCUGACUGUCAUCGACACCCCGGGCUUUGGAGACCAGAUCAACAAUGAAAACUGCUGGGAACCCAUUGAGAAGUACAUCAAUGAGCAGUAUGAGAAGUUCCUAAAGGAGGAGGUGAACAUCGCCAGGAAGAAGCGCAUCCCUGACACUCGUGUCCACUGCUGCCUCUACUUCAUCUCCCCCACGGGACAUUCCUUGCGACCUCUCGAUCUCGAGUUCAUGAAACACCUCAGCAAAGUUGUGAACAUCAUCCCUGUCAUUGCUAAGGCUGACACCAUGACCCUGGAGGAGAAGUCUGAAUUCAAGCAAAGGGUUCGCAAAGAGCUUGAAGUAAAUGGCAUUGAAUUCUACCCGCAGAAGGAAUUUGAUGAAGAUUUGGAGGACAAGACAGAGAAUGACAAAAUCAGGCAGGAGAGCAUGCCUUUCGCUGUGGUGGGAAGUGACAAGGAGUACCAAGUGAAUGGCAAGAGGGUCCUCGGCAGAAAAACUCCGUGGGGGAUCAUUGAAGUGGAAAACCUCAACCACUGUGAGUUUGCCUUGCUCCGAGACUUUGUCAUCAGGACCCACCUCCAGGACCUCAAGGAAGUGACACACAACAUCCACUAUGAGACUUACAGGGCCAAGCGGCUCAAUGACAAUGGAGGCCUCCCUCCGGGAGAAGGCCUCCUGGGCUCUGUCCUUCCUCCUGUGCCAGCCACCCCCUGCCCCACGGCUGAAUGAAGGCCAUUUCAAGCGCUGCUUCUCCCUCCAUCCCUCUCAGCUGUACUGCUGCAGGGCCAAGCCCUUUUUAGCGCUGUGCUUGUCCAGCCCACCGCCACAGCCCCUCUCAGCCCUCAGCAGGUGGGGGCGGCAGCUGCCUCUUUAGGUCAGUUGCGUUCUCCAUUUAUCCAACCCACUGCUCUCCUCCCAGUGGAAUGGAGUUCUGCCAGCGCUGCCGCACUCCAUCAUCUGUGUCAGCCGGCCCCAGUCCGUCUGUAGGGUGAAAGAACUCAUCAAGAGCUGCUUCUGCCCUUGCAAACCCAUACCAGCUACUUGUAACCAUCCUAAGGGCAAUGGCAUUGCUCCCUGUCCAUUCAUCUGCAUGAGCUACCCUUGGCUUCCUGAGAGGGUCAAGAAAGCAACUUUUUCUGCUUGUCAGAUUCAUUGACAUCAGCUGUGUGAGCCCCAGUGUGGGACAAGAGUGUCUCCUUCAUUGUUUAAAAGUAUUCAUAAGGGUGGGUCACUACAGAUGUUGGGGAGCAAGGGCUAGGAUAACUUUUUUAAAAAUCACCACUUGUGGCUGGCCCAGAAUGUGGUUACAUACCCUCCCCACCCCAUAACACAGCCACUGAGGAAGAGUGAUGUUCCCCGACAGACAUUGCUAGGGUUGACUUCCUUAUCCCCAAACUUAAAAAGAUAACAACACACACAAAACUCCAGAAACUCAUAAGAUGUACAAUCUAGGAAGAACAAUAGCACCCUUCUGUCCACUUAGCAAUAAGAGGGAUCUCUUCCUCCCUACCCUGCCUACUCCUAUCCCCACCCCCAUCCCAUUAAUGUGAGUAAUGAAUUAGCCUGGCCACAGGUGGUUGCUAUAGGCUAACGGAAAAUACCCGACGAAGGGCAAAGCCCCCAUCAGAUGCAUGAAUGUUUGCGAGUGUCAGCUGCCACUGCCCCACACACUGUGUCUUUAUGGAAUCCCCCCUUGCCCACCCCACCACCACCUCCACCUGGACACAACUUGCUCAAAGGCUGGUGACUUGUGGGCCAUUCAUCUACAACCAAGUCCUGAUGGAGCAAGAGGCCCAAGCCUAGGGGAUGCAAGAACGACCCAUUUCUUAAAUGUUACCGGUCCCAGCCAAUCUUAUGGUGACAUUAUGGUUAAAUUUCCCAACUGAAAACAAGCCAACAGACACUCUAAGUGGUCCUGUAAAUGUUGCUAGACUUUACAUGUUGUACAACUAAACAUUGCUGUUUGAACAGUAA